AGUCGCCAUUCAUCUUGACCGUUCCCCAUUCCUUCCCCUUUAUAUGUCUACCUUGAUUUCUCGUCUUGCCUUUCUACAUGGACACUAUCUCUGUGUCUCUACUCUAAUCUCUCUACUAAUCCCCUCCCCUCCAAGCUCCAAUCGAAACCCUUUAAUCUCAUCACUCUUCCAACCCUAAAUAACCCCAGAGACUGCAGAUCUUAUCCUCUUCAGCUAUUCGGUUCUCACCAAACCCUAAAAUCUCCUUAGGGAUCCGGAAUCAUGGCGGGGAGCAAGAAGGGGCCGCUGAUGACCAGCAACAAUGCGAAUCUCGCCGCGGAUCCGUCGGUCAACGGCCCGCAGAAGACCAUCGAGGAAAUGUAUCAGAAGAAGACGCAAUUGGAGCACAUCCUCCUCCGGCCGGACACCUACAUCGGGUCAAUCGAGAAGCACACCCAGACUCUCUGGGUCUAUGAGGACGGACGCAUGGUGAAUCGCUCUGUCUCUUACGUGCCUGGGCUGUACAAGAUCUUCGAUGAGAUCUUGGUUAAUGCGGCGGAUAACAAGCAAAGGGAUCCCAAGAUGAACUCCUUGAAGGUCGCGAUUGACGUGGAGAAUAACCUUGUCAGCGUUUACAACAAUGGGGACGGUGUUCCCGUAGAGGUUCACAAAGAGGAAGGUGUGUAUGUGCCGGAGCUGAUUUUUGGCCACUUGUUGACUAGCAGCAACUACGAUGACACGGAGAAGAAGACGACUGGUGGGAGAAAUGGAUAUGGAGCUAAGCUAACAAAUAUAUUCUCCACCGAGUUCGUUAUUGAGACAGCCGAUGGGAAGAGGCUGAAGAAGUAUAAGCAGGUUUUCUCUGACAACAUGGGCACGAAAUCGGAGCCUGAAAUAACCAAGUGCAAGGCAGGCGAAAAUUGGACAAAGGUUUCAUUCAAGCCGGAUUUAGCCAAGUUUAACAUGAGCCAUCUCGAAGAUGACGUGGUUGCACUGAUGAUGAAAAGGGUAGUUGAUAUGGCUGGCUGCCUGGGAAAAGGCGUGAAGGUUGAGUUAAAUGACAGCCUAAUUCCGGUGAAGUCAUUUCAGGACUACGUCAAUCUCUAUCUUGAUUCUGUCUCUGAAUCUGGAACACGUCGUCAAUGCUUCUAUGAGAAGAGUGGAGACAGGUGGGAGUUUUGUGUCAGCAUUACCGAGGGGCAAUUUCAGCAGGUCAGCUUCGUCAAUUCUAUUGCCACAAUCAAGGGCGGUACCCAUGUUGAUUGUGUCACUAAUCAGAUCACAGGAUAUGUGACCGAAGUUGUAAAUAAGAAGCACAAGAAUGCUAACGUUAAAGCCCAUAAUGUGAAGAACUAUCUAUGGGUCUUCGUGAAUGCUCUCAUUGACAAUCCUGCCUUUGACUCUCAAACUAAGGAAACUCUAACGUUGCGCCAGAGCAGUUUCGGGUCUACUUGUUUGGUUUCUGAAGACCUUUUAAAGAAGGUGGUGAAGUCUGAGAUUGUGGAGAAUCUCCUCAGCUGGGCGCAGUUUAAGCAGCAAAAAGAGCUGAAGAAAACUGACGGAGCUAAAACAUCUCGGAUCAAUGUUCCAAAGCUAGAAGAUGCUAAUGAGGCUGGUGGGAAGAACUCCCAUAAGUGUACACUAAUCUUGACAGAAGGAGAUUCAGCAAAGGGCUUGGCCGUUGCUGGACUCUCUAUAGUGGGUCGGGACUACUACGGUGUGUUUCCAUUACGGGGCAAGUUGCUCAAUGUGCGGGAAGCCACCGUUAAACAGCUGAAUGAAAACAAGGAAAUUCAGCACCUAAAGAAGAUACUGGGGUUGAGACAGGAUAAACAAUAUGAGGAUGUCAAGUCGUUGAGAUACGGUCAUAUGAUGAUUAUGACAGAUCAGGAUCAUGAUGGUUCUCAUAUUAAAGGCUUGCUGAUCAACUUCAUACAUUCUUUCUGGCCGUCAUUGCUUAGAGUUCCUUCCUUCAUGGUUGAGUUUAUAACUCCCAUUGUGAAGGCAACUAGCAAAAGAGGCCAGGUUUUGUGCUUCUAUACGAUGCCUGAGUACAAGUCCUGGGCUGAGAACCUUGGAGCUGCAAAAAGCAGCUGGAGCAUUAAGUAUUAUAAGGGGCUGGGGACCAGUACGGAUAAGGAAGGAAAGGAGUACUUCAGUGAUCUUGGUAAGCACAAGAAGGAUUUUAGGUGGGUGGAUGACGAUGAUGGAAAUGCUAUAGAGCUUGCGUUCAGCAAGAAGAAGAUUGAAGCCAGGAAAGACUGGAUUAGGCAAUAUGAGCCUGGAACUCACCUUGAUCAGACAGCCCAGCUCAUAAAGUACAGUGAUUUCAUUAACAAAGAGCUUAUUUUGUUUUCUGUUGCCGAUCUUCAAAGGUCUAUCCCUUCAAUGGUUGAUGGCCUGAAGCCAGGGCAAAGGAAGAUCCUUUAUGCUGCUUUCAAGAAGAAUCUUGUCAAAGAAUUAAAGCUUUCACAGUUUAUUGGUUACGUAUCUGAGCAAAGCGCUUACCAUCAUGGGGAGCAAAGUCUCUGCAGUACGAUUGUUGGAAUGGCACAGAAUUUUGUUGGCAGCAACAACAUCAACCUAUUCGUACCAGCAGGAAAUUUUGGUACUCGAGCCAAUGGUGGGAAGAAUGCUGCAAGUGCAAGGUACAUCCAUACUUGCCUUUCAAUUAUAACAAGGUUCCUUUUCCCCAAGGACGACGAUUGCAUUCUCGACUACCUGGAAGACGAUGGACAAUCCAUUGAACCAACAUGGUACAUGCCGAUAUUGCCUAUGGUUCUGGUGAACGGAAGUGAAGGAAUUGGCACUGGGUGGAGCACCUUCAUCCCUAAUUAUAAUCCCAGAGAUAUCGUGGCCAAUAUAAGGAGGUUGUUGAAUGAUGAAAUGAUGGAGCCCAUGGAGCCUUGGUACAAAGGAUUCAGAGGCACAAUUGUAAGAGGUUCAGCAAAGGAUAAUGGGGUCAGCUACACAUCUAAUGGAGUCGUUGAAGAGAUUGAUGAAACAACGGUCAGAGUAACAGAGUUGCCAAUCCGUACCUGGACCGAGAAUUUCAGGGAGUUUCUGAAAUCAGUCACAGAAGGGCUUAAAGAUGAGAACGGAAACCUUCCCAAGGAACCGCUGAUAAAGGGAUUCAAGGAGCAGGGCGAUGACUAUGCAUUUGAGUUUGACAUUACACUUUCCGAAGAGAAGAUGCAACUUGCCAGGAAUGAGGGUUUGCUGAAGAAAUUUAAAUUGACAAGCUCUAUAAAUACGAGUAACAUGCACCUUUUCGACCCCGCAGGCAAAAUCAAGAAAUACGAUAAUCCUGAACAAGUGAUUGAGGAAUUCUUCCACUUGAGACUUGAUUACUACGACAAGAGGAAGAAAGCAAAGUUGGCAGCUCUUGAGAUGGAGUUACUGCGACUGGAAAAUAAGGUCAGGUUUAUUCUGGCAGUGGUGAGUGGUGAGAUCGUAGUGAACAAUAGGAAGAAAGCUGGGCUGAUAGCAGAGCUGCACCAGAAAGGUUUCACUCCAAUGCCUGUGAAGUCUAAAUCAGCUGCGGCUUCAGAGACAAGUGAAGAAAAUGAGGAAAAUGACGACACUGAUCCUGUGAAUGCUUCUGGAAUCCGAGCAAGUGAUUAUGACUACUUAUUGUCAAUGGCUAUUGCAACCUUGACAUAUGAGAAGGUACAGAAGCUACUUGAAGACAGAGACAAACUCAAAGGCGAAGUUGAUAUGCUGCGAAAGAUGUCAGUGAAGGACUUGUGGAUACAUGACCUAGAUGCUUUUGACAAGCAACUCAACGAGCUCGAGGCACAAGAAGAUAUGGACAGAAAGCUAAGACCUCGGGCGAAACAGACCCGUGUUGUUGCCCCAAAAGUCGGGGCAAGGAAGAUAGUAAAGAACAACCCAAAGCCUAAGAGUGUGGAAGAAGAUCUGGAAAGGCUGAAACUGUCGAGUUCCGCAAUGGAUACAAGUAAGCAGCCAGAUGAAUCUGUUCCGGUCGUGAAACCAAAAGCAAAGGCAGCCACAAAGAAAGCUCCUGCUAAGAAGGGAAAACAACCAGCAGCAGAUGACAGUGACGAGGAUGAUGUAGAGUCGUUAAAGGAUCGCUUGAAAGCUUACAGGCUUGAUUCCUCCCCAGAAAACUCUUCGGCCAUGGACGCUGAUGUACCGGCAGCAACAGAGAAAGAGCCCAAGAAAAGAGGCGGAGCUAGGAAGGUUGCUGUGGCGGACAAGGUGGUAGACCUGGAUGAUGACUCUGAUGAACAGGUGGUGGCAGUUGCACCAGCCAAGAAAGGAGGAAGGAAGCCUGCAGCAGCUGCAAAUGCAAAAGCAACCAAAGCGCCCGCAAAGAAGAGAGGUCCUGCGGGAAAGCAGGCCCAACAGAAGCUUCUGCCUGACAUGUUCAAGCCUGCGGAGGGUGAAGGAAUAUCGCCAGAGAAGAAGGUGAGGAAGAUGAGGGAAUCGCCUUUCAACAAGAAGAGUGGUUCCGUGUUGGGCAAGGCUGUUGCUAAUGAAGCUUCGCUGAGUGCAAUUGACGAAAUUUCACCGGCUUCUGCAUCAUCAGAGGCUGCUGCUGAAAAUGUUCAGCCGGCGGCAAGAGCUCGGCCGCAGAGAGGCAACCGCCGUCAGGCGGCGUACGUGGUGAGCGAUUCUGAGAGUGACGAGGAACCAGCUACAGAGGAGGAUUACGACUUCGACAGUGAGUUCGACGGAAGUGAUGCCUAAGAGAAGAUUGUUUGGUCCCGAACUGGGUAGGAAACACAACACUCGUUUCCUUGUUGUAUUCAGUAUUCAGUAUUCAGUAUUCACACAGUUGUAGUAGUAGUUCCCUGUGCUAGAUAUUUUCAACAGAGAACAGAUGCGUUGACAAAACUCGUCUGUGCGAAAAAAAAGUGGACUUCAACUGCUACGAGUUCUCUCCCCCAAUGCGUAAACCAUUCGUUCUAGUUACCUCCCAUUAUGUUGUAGUUGUUAAGAUAAGGCAUGUGGAGGGAAACGAAGUUCACGAUUAGAUCCUUUUGGUUAUACUAGAUAUGAUGGCUGCGUUUAGCGUAAACCGAGUAAUGUGAAAGGUUACAUGUGAUUGUAAGAGAGGAUAAGCUAACAUGUAAAGUACACUAACCCAAAAUAUUACUGACCUAGCUC
Molecule: messenger RNA, 5112 nt
Organism: Linum tenue
Lineage: Eukaryota; Viridiplantae; Streptophyta; Magnoliopsida; Malpighiales; Linaceae
Source: the annotation of a GenBank genome assembly